Messenger RNA from Exophiala bonariae, 1158 nucleotides. RefSeq lists its product as uncharacterized. The coding region runs from base 1 to 1158 and encodes 385 amino acids. Gene Ontology annotation, molecular function: magnesium ion binding; oxidoreductase activity, acting on the CH-OH group of donors, NAD or NADP as acceptor; NAD binding. The transcript has a single exon. Lineage: Eukaryota; Fungi; Ascomycota; Eurotiomycetes; Chaetothyriales; Herpotrichiellaceae. The record is from RefSeq and is a predicted model, not a curated record.
AUGGGAUCUAUAUCUCAAGCCAUCCAACCACCUCCAUCCGUGACAGAUUACACCAUCGCCUCAAUCCCAGCUGAUGGGAUUGGUCCAGAGGUAAUCAGUGCAGGCAUCAAGGUUCUCAAUGCACUUGCUGCAACUUUCAAGACCUUUUCGUUCUCCUUUACCCACUUCGACUGGUCUUCCGAUACUUAUCUGCGAACCGGAGCAUACAUCCCUCCAGAUGGACUUGAGCAGUUGAAGAAGUUCAACGCCAUCCUCUUCGGUGCCGUUGGCGAUCAGCGAGUUCCUGAUCACAUCAGUCUCUGGGGUCUCAGACUUGCUAUCUGCCAACCGCUGCAGCAGUAUGCAAACGUGCGACCAACACGGAUCCUCAAGGGCGUGACCUCUCCUCUGGCGAGUUGUCAGGGAUGUGAAGCCAACACCAAGAAAUUGGACUGGGUCAUUAUCCGUGAGAAUAGCGAGGGCGAGUAUGCCGGACAGGGAGGCCGAAGUCACGUAGGCCAAGCAUGGGAAGUAGCAACCGAAGUGUCGAUCUUCACGAGGCAUGGAGCGACGCGGCUUCUUCGCUUUGCGUAUGAAACUGCCCGAUCUCGACCUCGGAAGAAGUUGACGUUCGUGACCAAGUCCAACGCUCAACGGAAUGGAAUGGUACUCUGGGAUGAAGUCCAGAAGAUCGUGGCAAAGGACUUUCCCGAUGUUGAGACGGACAAAAUGCUUGUCGAUGCCAUGACAUGCCGCAUGACCCUUCAGCCCGAGACCAUUGAUACUGUUGUUGCGACGAAUCUCCACGCGGAUAUUCUAUCGGAUCUCGCGGCUGCCCUUGCCGGCAGUAUUGGCAUCGCACCUACCAGCAAUCUCGACCCUACCAGAGAGAAUCCCAGUAUGUUUGAACCAAUUCAUGGCUCAGCUUGGGACAUCGCCGGUAAAGGGGUGGCCAAUCCAGUGGGCACAUUCUGGACAUGCGCUGAGAUGGUCAAGUGGCUGGGACAAGAACAUGCAGGUGAAGUUCUCAUGGAAGCAGUGGAGAACGUUUUGGGAGAAGGCAUCAAAACAAAGGAUCUUGGUGGUCAGGCUGGCACCGAGGAAGUGACUGCAAGAGUUUGCCAGGAGAUCGGGAGAAUUGGAAAGGAACGAAAUCCGAGCACUCACAAGGCAAAAUAA